Messenger RNA from Gossypium raimondii (Peruvian cotton), 1088 nucleotides. RefSeq lists its product as uncharacterized. The coding region runs from base 242 to 664 and encodes 140 amino acids. Lineage: Eukaryota; Viridiplantae; Streptophyta; Magnoliopsida; Malvales; Malvaceae. The transcript is spliced from 4 exons. The record is from RefSeq and is a predicted model, not a curated record.
CCCUCCUUCCCUCACUCACCCUCUCUCUCUAUGAAUACUCACCCACCUAUCCCUUCCUUUUUCUCUCUCUGAAACUUUCCUCUCUCAAAAUCUCAAACCCAGAUUUGUUCUCUCUCUCUCUCUCUCUCUCUCUCUACUUCCAAUCAAUUAAUUCCUCCAUUGGAGGAGCUUAGGGUUUGUUGGUGUUCUGGUCUUUGCUUUGUCUGAAAAAUAAGCAGAAUUAUAAACGAACACCAACGCCAUGGGAAGAUUUGAAGAGAGAGGAUUCAAUUCAGUGGUUUGCCCUAAGCCUAUCCGAACCUUUAGAAGGUCUACCAACAGCUGUUAUCAGACUGAGAUGGCUGAUUCAAAAACUGGCGCAGAGCUUCUUGAUAUAAUCCUCCCCGAGGGAGGGUAUGGGGCCGAGAAUCCCACCGACCAAAUGGCUUCAUCACCACCGUAUUUCUGUGGAUCACCGCCGAGCAGGGCGUCGAAUCCGGUAAUCCAAGAUGCCCGAUUCAACGACGAGCAGCCGGUGCUACCUCCACUAACAUCCCCAGCACCCUCCUCAAGGGGAGGAUGCGUGAGGGUGAAAUUCGGGCAGAUGCCAGCUGCUGUACGAAUCGAGGGAUUUGAUUGCCUCACCAGAGAUGGCCGCCAUCGCAGCAUCUCCGCCGUGGCUUAAAAAAAAAACCAAAGGGAAGAAAAUUUUGAUAUGAGAAAAAAAAUGUGAGAGGAGAGAGGGAGAUGAUAAAAUUAAGUUACAGCUUGGAAUAGUGUGGGUAGUGUUGGAUUUGUAAAUAGAAGAUUAAAAUGAGAUGAUGGGUGUUAAAUUGUUGGGUCUUUGAUGAUUUUGGGAUGGGAUUUUCGUUGCAUAAAAGAACUAGAGGGGAGCAAAAACAAGGUUGAUUGCCCCCACUCUUGUUAGGGUUCCUUUAUCUUUUUUUGCUUUCUUUAAUUAUUAAUUACUGUAUUUGGUGAGAGGAGAGGAUGGAUGGGAGACAUUUGUGUAAUAUAUCGUGUUUGAUCAAUGACACUCUCAUCCUUCCUCCUUCGCAUGUAAUUGUAAUUUGAAGGAAAUGGAGGUUUUAAUUUUUCUUUUGCCUUAA